Musca vetustissima is the source of this 657-nucleotide messenger RNA. Its product is annotated as larval/pupal cuticle protein H1C-like. The record is from RefSeq and is a predicted model, not a curated record. Lineage: Eukaryota; Metazoa; Arthropoda; Insecta; Diptera; Muscidae. The transcript has a single exon. The coding region runs from base 1 to 657 and encodes 218 amino acids.
AUGGCUUUCAAAUUCGUUGCUUUCUGUACCCUAUUGGCCAUAGCCAAUGCUGGUUAUGUUGCUCCAGUAACCACCACUUAUACUGCUCCAGUUGUUACCAAAGUAGUUAAUCCUUCGGUGGAUGCUGUUGCAUCAACACAAGAAAAUGUUGUACGCUCCUUUGCCGGCACCGUUUCGCAUCAUUCGAAAUCGGUGAAUACUCCCUAUUCCAGUUUCAACAAAGUGGAUACCCGUAUCAACAAUAAUGUUUACACUCCCACCGUUGCCAAAACUGUUUCGUAUGCUGCUCCAGCUGUAACAAAGACAAUUUACUCUCAUGAAGCUCCUGCUGUAUAUGCUCAUACCGUUCCAGCUGCUGUUACCAAAACCGUUUACUCUCAUGCCGCUCCAGUUGUAUAUGCUCAUGCUGCUCCAGCUGUGUACACUCAUGCCGCUCCUGCCGUCUAUGCCCAUGCUGCUCCCGCUGUAGCCAAAACUGUAACUUAUGCUGCUCCAGCCGCUACCACCACAUACAACCAUGGACCAUCGGCCACCACCUACACUCACAAUGCUCCCGGCGUUAGCAGCUACGGUACCAGCCAGACUGUCCACUAUUCACCCGCUGAAAUGGUCUCUCACAUGAGUUUCGAUGGUUUCGGUACUCACUGGGGAUUCUAA